AUGGCGCACAAAAAAGAUGCCAGAGAUCCCUUGCACAAAGAAAAACGUGAAAGGGGUGGUUACUUCAGGAUAAACAUAGGAGUUAAAAAUAAAAAGAGGAAUCACCACAUAGAUGCUUCUGAGGCUCAGAAGUCCAUUGAUGCAUGUGGGGAGCUGCAGCGGGCCAGUGACGUCCGUGACAGUAACGAGGUUCCCACGUCACUUCCAUUAUCAAAGAAGAGCGCCAAGAAGGUUACAAUAAAAAAUUCAGAUAAAAGUCCAACUGCAGGGACCAAAAGACCACUUUCAGAGGCUAGUGGUAGAUCAAGAGCAAAAAAGGCUGCCAAAUUGAUUAAUGCCAAGGUUGAAAUGACUCAACUGCAAAACAAGUCUAAGCCCGUAAGAAAAGUUGCUCCAAUCGUAUCUAGAUCUCCUAUGAUAAAUAGGAUGGCAAGACAAAGGGCGCAAUCACAUGGAAGUCCAAAUUCGCAUGCAAUAUCUCCCACUGUAGUCGCGACUUUGAAGCUCCCUUCUUUGCAUGAUCUAUCACCUACUGCUACAAAUGGCACAGCAGCAUUUAUUCAUGAUCUAUCACCUACUGCUACAAAUGGUACCCCAGCAUCUAUGCAUGAUCCAUCACCCACUCCUACAAAUGGCUCCAAACGCAGGCCACGCAAGCUUACCUCUAAAAUAUGGAAGGAUGUUGAGCCAAUAUAUGUCGGGGGAUUAUUAAUGCAAGGCCGAUGCAAGUAUUGCGACAAUGUAUUUCCAGCUUCAAAGGUAUCAGGUACCAGCCAACUUGGUAGACAUUUGAAGGCGCAUAUAAAGCUUAAGGUAGCUAGAUGCCGCAAUGAGCUGCAACAGUACGUUGAAGAAGGGUUUCAUCCUUGUACACCAGAUUUCAACAUCCUUAAGUGGUGGGAUGUGAACUCGGAAAGGUAUCCAAUCCUUGGCAACAUGGCUCGUGAUGUGCUAGCUGUACCAGCUUCAACGGUUGCCUCAGAAUCUGUGUUCAGCGCAUGUAGGAGAGUAAUUACAGAUCACAGAAGUAGCCUAGCACCUGAAACUGUUGAGGCAUUGAUGUGUUACGGUGAUUGGAUUAGAUCUCGCAAACCUACAAAUGCUGGACAGGAAAACCGCUGUGAAGAACAAAGAGUGGUGGAUCAUCUUGUCUCUGGUACCUGAUGUGCCAGAUGUUAACUGAUAUGUACCUGAGAGGUUGGUACUCUGAAAUUAUAUCUCCUUCAUUGCGUUUGUUUUUGACAUGCUGUAGCUAGUCUGGUGUGUACUGUAAGAGAACCUAAAAAUAUAGUAGAU
This is a messenger RNA of Lolium perenne, 1296 nucleotides long. Lineage: Eukaryota; Viridiplantae; Streptophyta; Magnoliopsida; Poales; Poaceae. The record is from RefSeq and is a predicted model, not a curated record.